CAUUACUUCUUCACUUAGAGGGAAAACAUUUUCUCACUUACAUUUCCUAUUUUACCCUUCUUCUUCCUUCAAAUCUCCCAUUCUUUGCCAUUUCACACAGAUGUCUUCUUGAGUGGAGCAAUGAAGACGACGAAGAUGAUGAAGAAGACGUCUCAGAUCUUUGUUCUUCUUUUUACCUUCUUCUUCUUCUUCACAAGCCUCACUCACUCUCUUUCACUCACUUUCAAUGGCGAUCUCUCCGACAACAAAGUCCGGCUAAUCACUCAACGUCAGCUUCUCUACUUCCGCGACGAGUUCGGCGACCGCGGCGAGAAUGUCGUCGUUGAUCCAUCUCUCGUCUUCGAGAAUCCACGUCUCCGAAAUGCUUACAUUGCUCUACAAGCUUGGAAACAAGCUAUUCUCUCUGAUCCAAACAACUUCACAACAAACUGGAUCGGUUCUGAUGUUUGCAGUUACACCGGAGUUUACUGUGCUCCGGCGUUAGAUAAUCGCCGGAUCCGUACCGUCGCCGGGAUAGAUCUCAAUCACGCUGAUAUUGCUGGUUAUUUGCCUCAAGAGCUUGGUUUGUUAACAGAUCUAGCUUUGUUUCAUGUUAAUUCAAACCGGUUUUGUGGAACCGUACCGCAUCGGUUUAAUCGGCUUAAGCUACUAUUCGAGCUUGAUCUCAGUAAUAACCGGUUCGCCGGAAUAUUCCCCACUGUUGUACUCCAGUUGCCGUCGUUGAAGUUUCUGGAUCUAAGGUUUAACGAGUUCGAAGGACCUGUACCAAGAGAGCUCUUUAGCAAAGAUCUUGAUGCGAUUUUCAUUAACCAUAACCGGUUCCGGUUUGAGUUACCGGAUAAUUUGGGAGAUUCCCCGGUUUCCGUUAUCGUUGUGGCGAAUAAUCAUUUCCACGGUUGUAUUCCGACGAGUUUGGGUGAUAUGAAGAAUCUUGAAGAGAUCAUUUUUAUGAACAAUGGGUUUAAUUCUUGUUUACCGCCGCAGAUCGGACGGUUGAAAAACGUAACGGUUUUUGAUUUCAGUUUUAACGAACUGGUUGGGUCGUUACCGGUGAGUAUUGGCGGGAUGGUUUCGUUGGAGCAGUUAAAUGUGGCGCAUAAUAGAUUCUCUGGUAAGAUUCCGGCGAGUAUUUGUCAGUUGCCGAGGUUGGAGAAUUUUACUUUCAGUUACAAUUUCUUCACCGGCGAGCCGCCGGUUUGUCUCGGCUUGCCUGGGUUUGAUGAUCGGCGGAAUUGUUUGCCGGCGAGACCUGCGCAGAGAUCUCCAGGGCAAUGUGCGGCUUUCUCUUCUCUUCCGCCGGUGGAUUGUGGUUCAUUUGGAUGUGGCCGUUCUACUCGGCCUCCAGUUGUUGUCCCGUCACCGCCGACAACUCCGUCUCCAGGUGGUUCUCCUCCUUCGCCGUCUAUUAUCCCGUCUCCUCCGAUCACUGUCCCGUCACCGCCGACAACACCAUCUCCUGGUGGUUCCCCUCCUUCACCGUCUAUUGUCCCGUCACCUCCGUCAACUACACCAUCUCCUGGUGGUUCUCCUCCUUCACCGUCUAUUGUCCCGUCACCUCCGUCAACUACACCAUCUCCAGGUGUUUCUCCUCCUUCACCGUCUAUUUCUCCUAGUCCUCCGAUCACUGUCCCGUCUCCUCCUUCUACGCCAUCUAGUCCUCCAAUCAUUGUCCCGUCUCCCCCAUCAACUCCGCCAACUCCGAUAUCACCUGGUCAACAUUCACCGCCUGUUAUUCCUAGUCCACCGUUCACAGGCCCUUCUCCGCCAUCGUCACCUGGUCCUCCUUCACCGCCUAUUAUCCCCAGUCCGCCAGGUUUAGGCCCGUCAUCACCAUAUCCUGGUCCUCCUUUACCGCCUGUUAUUCCUAGUCCUCCCGUUGUAACUCCGCCGUCAUCACCUACUCCGGCUUACUCUCCUCCACCGCCGCCUACAGGUUACUCUCCUCCAUCACCACCUUACUCACCUUCCCCAUCACCACCUCCACCAUACUCUCCUUCCACAUCACCGUCACCACCUCCUCCGCCUCCGACAUACUCUCCGUUCCCAUCGCCGCCACCUCCUCCGCCGCAAACAUACUAUCCACCGCAGCCAUCACCACCAACACCACCGCAAACUCCAAUUUACUACACUCCCCCUCCUUCACCUCCACCUCCACCUCACUCGCCGUCAUCGCCUCAAUUUUCACCACCACCACCAGUCCCCUACUACUACAGCUCACCACCACCACCGCCACAUUACUCAUUACCACCACCACCACCUGCUUAUCACUAUAUAUCCCCACCACCUCCACCAACGCCACUACACACCCCUCCGUUACCAUCACCUCCACCGUGCAUAGAAUACUCACCGCCUCCACCUCCAACAGUCCAUUACAAUCCUCCACCACCACCGGAGCAUUACAGUCCUCCACCAUCACCACCGGUUUACUACUACAAUUCACCUCCACCACCACCGGCUGUCCACUACAGCCCACCACCUCCACCGGUAAUUCACUACAGCCCACCACCACCAACUCCAAUCUACGAAGGACCAUUACCGCCGAUUCCCGGAAUAUCAUACGCUUCUCCUCCGCCGCCUCCCUUCUAUUGAUUCUUUUUCAGAAUGUUCUCAAAAGGGUCCCACCACUUAUGCCAAAACCCGAAGCCGAAACGGUGUCGUGUCGUAUCAAUGUCAAUAACUCUUAUCAGAUUGA
This is a messenger RNA of Arabidopsis arenosa, 2692 nucleotides long. The record is from the annotation of a GenBank genome assembly. Lineage: Eukaryota; Viridiplantae; Streptophyta; Magnoliopsida; Brassicales; Brassicaceae.